Molecule: messenger RNA, 1735 nt
Organism: Anguilla rostrata (American eel)
Lineage: Eukaryota; Metazoa; Chordata; Actinopteri; Anguilliformes; Anguillidae
Product: odorant receptor 131-2-like
Exons: 1
Coding region: 14-982 (322 amino acids)
Biological process (GO): detection of chemical stimulus involved in sensory perception of smell; G protein-coupled receptor signaling pathway
Cellular component (GO): membrane
Molecular function (GO): odorant binding; G protein-coupled receptor activity; olfactory receptor activity
Source: RefSeq, a predicted model, not a curated record
GGCAGACAAUGGCAUGCAACAGAACAUGUCCUACUCCAUGACGGAGGGUGUAUUUCAGACCAUUGUGAUAAAGAACGUGAUUGUGGUGAUACUCUGCAUCAUCAUCAACUACAUCAAUGGCACCUUGGUCCACAUAUUCUUCAGGCAUGAGUUCUUCAAAGAGAACCCACGUUACAUCCUCUUCAUCCAUCUGGUCCUCAAUGACAUGAUCCAGUUGACCUUGGCCGCUUUGCUGCAUGUGAUUAGCUACAUCUCAUCCCAAAUCAAUGUCUCGUUCUGCUGCUUCCUCCUGAUGAUCGCCAUCUUCACCACGUUGAACACCCCCGUGAACCUGGCUGGCAUGGCCAUCGAGCGCUACAUCUCCAUCUGCAACCCGCUGCAUCACUCCCAGAUCUGCACCGUGAGCAGGACCUACAUCCUUAUUGGCAUCAUCUGGACCAUGGCGGCCAUCUCCAUCCUGCCCGACCUGUUUGUGCUCCUGGCGACAGAGCCCAAGGAGUUCUUCCUGUCCGCCACCUACUGCGGUCGGGACACGGUGUUCUACCACGACUUCAUGAAGAUGAAGAGGGACGUCUCCCAUGCCCUCUGCCUGUCCCUGGUCUGGUUCAUCUUGGCCUUCUCUUACUUUAAGAUCCUGUUCGCCGCCAAGGCCGUGAGCGCGGACGCCAAGAAGGCACACAACACCAUCCUCCUUCACGGCGCCCAGCUCCUCAUGUGCAUGUUCACCUACCUGGGGCCGCCUCUACAGGCCGCGGUCAAGUACGUUCCUCCCAGGACUAUGCAGGAUCUGCGAUUCGCCAGCUAUCUCCUCAUUCACAUUUUGCCCAGAUUUCUCAGUCCCAUCUUGUACGGUCUCAGAGACCAAUCCUUUCGGAAGUAUUUGAAGAUUUACUUGUUGUGCAAUGUGAAGGUAACAUUCCUCAGCAAACAGGUGACCACUCUUAAGUGUAGCACUUCUCCAAAAGUAAACCCAUCGCUUUAGAUCAGACUGCAGGAAUAUCAUGCCUCGUUUUGACCUUUGUUUCUUUUCAUUGCUGGUGCAGGUAGCUGGUGUGGAUAUUUUCAAGCAGGAUGAGAAAUCCUCAGACAAAACAAUGGUCUCCUGCAGGCUUGGGUAUAUUCUGUUCUUAUUUUACCUCGUAUUGCUUUCACCUUCUGUGAAAGGUUGGGGAAAACUGAGGAAAUUAUCCACUUGUGGGGGCUUCACAGAAAAAUAUGGAGUGGUUAUACCUAAAACUUCCCGAACAGAUACACGGCAAGUGUAAUAUAAUGGCAAUAAAAUAAAAGCAAAAGUGUGUGUCACAAACAAAUAGGAAUGUAAACCAGAAACACAAAAUGCUCAGCUCUGUCUUGAUUUAAAUAAAAUUUAAAACCUUGAUUUUUUUAAACCUUGAUUUAAAACCAAAAUUAAAUAAAAAUUGUGAAUAUUUGAUCUUUUCUUUUGAUUAUAAUUACAGAGUAACUUGCCAGUAGGACACCACACAUAUUAAAAUUAAAUUGAUUUCAAUAACACCUGGACAAUAGAGUAAUGUACUAAUGUAUCUUCAUUACUAGUGAUUAAUUUUCAGAGAUCAGAGUCAUUAAUACACUUAAUGACCUGGACCCCUGGCAUAAGGGGCCAUUUAUUUAAAUAAAAAUGUAGGCUACUUUUUUCUAAGGAAAAUGCAGUAUCAGUAAUUCCUUGUGGUUAAACGGCAUUGCCUCAACUAAGCUACUUUUUGUUUAGCACCAACUU